Molecule: messenger RNA, 3789 nt
Organism: Periophthalmus magnuspinnatus
Lineage: Eukaryota; Metazoa; Chordata; Actinopteri; Gobiiformes; Gobiidae
Product: nucleus accumbens-associated protein 2-like
Exons: 8
Coding region: 458-2107 (549 amino acids)
Biological process (GO): regulation of transcription by RNA polymerase II
Molecular function (GO): protein binding; DNA-binding transcription factor activity, RNA polymerase II-specific; RNA polymerase II cis-regulatory region sequence-specific DNA binding
Source: RefSeq, a predicted model, not a curated record
ACAGAAGGGAAGGAGGGAAAACAGCACAGAACACACAAAAAACCCAAAUCCUGACAGGUUUAGACCUAGUUUAAACUUGGUUUAAACAUGUAUUAGUUGUGUUUCAAACCUAGUUUAGACUUGGUUUAGAUAUGGGCCAAGUUUAGACUUAGUUUAAAUAUAAUAUGGGUUAGUCCUGGGUUAGAACUGGUUUGAACAUGGAUUAGCCUCAAUUUAAUCCUAGUUUAGAACUGGUUUAAAAAUGGGUUAUUUCUGAUUUAGUCCUGGUUUAGAACUGGUUUAAACAUGGGUUAGAAGGACUACUCUGAGAUCAUAAAUGGAUUAAACAUGGACCUCCAGCAGAACUUCACACAAAAAUCCCAAAGCUAGACCAUCUGACCAACCAAGUCUGAGCACCUAAUCCACGAUCCUACCCAGUCCAGUUUGAGUCCACCCCCAGAUCGCCCGUGUCUCCAGGAUGGCGGAGGGGCUGUUGCAGGUGCACGUGCCCGAUUUCGGCAGCUCAGUGCUGGGUAGUCUGGAGGAGCAGCGGGCCUCAGGGCAGUACUGUGACGUCCAUAUCCUGGUGCAGGGGCAGAUCUUCAAAGCCCACCGAGCCGUGUUAGCAGCUUCCUCACUAUACUUCAGAGACCUUUUCAGCUCCGAGCCGGACCACAUACAGUCCUCAGAGUCGCCCUCAGUGCUGGAGCUGCCCUCCUCUGUGUCCCCAGCGUGUUUCGAGCAGAUCCUGUCCUUCUGUUACACGGGUCGCCUGGUGGUGGCGCCGCAGGAGCAGCUGGUGCUCAUGUACACAGCGGGGUACCUGCAGAUCCAGAACAUUGUGGAGCGAGGGAUGGAGCUGCUAAUGAAGAGCGCCUCCUCUUCCUCCUCUCCGCUUUGCUGCGACUCACAGACAUCUGCAGAAGAGCUGGGAGGUUUUGAGCCCCCUGUGCCCCAGAACAGCGCCCCCCACAGGGAGAGUCCAGACCAACCUUGUCUGAGCUCGGAGGAACUGCUGCUGUCUGUGAGCCGGAUCAAACAGGAGAGAGCCGAUACUCCACCCACUGAAGAGGAGCCAGAGCCUAGGGGCGAGCUGAGGGGCGGGGCUCUCUGUUACCUGAGUGCAGGCGUGGCUCAGAUGCAGUCAUUUUUAAUGCCACCAGGAGGGCGCUGUAGUCCUGGCUCCAGUCCUCAAGCCACAGAGGAGGAACUGGACGAUGACUUUUACACCAGCGCGGUCAGCACCAGCCUGUACCAGCACCUCUAUCCCUACGUCCCGGAGAAGUUGGACAUGCUGCCCCUCCCAUUGGCCAAUGAGCGGCGUGCGUGUGUUCUGAUUGGCCGAGACAACAUGGCCCUUCCAGCGAGUUUGGUGAGCCAGAUUGGCUACCGGUGCCACCCGGCGCUGUAUGCGGAGGGGGACCCCGGGGAGAAGCUGGAGCUGGUGGCUGGGUCCGGGGUGCUCAUGACCCGAGGACAGCUCAUGAACUGCCACCUGUGUGCGGGUGUCAAACACAAGGUCCUGCUCCGGAGGCUUUUGGCCACCUUCUUCGACAGAAACACACUAGCUAACAGCUGUGGGACUGGGAUCCGCUCCUCCACCAACGAUCCCACCAGAAAACCUCUGGACAACAGGGUCCUCAACACCGUCAAAUUGUACUGUCAGAACUUCGCUCCAAACUUUAAGGAGAGCGAGAUGAAUGUGAUCGCGGCCGACAUGUGCACCAAUGCUCGCCGUGUCCGCAAACGAUGGCUGCCCAAGAUCCAGUCCCUGCUCCCGACUGCCCCCCCCAACCGGCUCAAAACGCGGAGGGGCGGUGCUAGUGCCGGGGGUGUGACCAGCCUCAGCCAAUCCACGACCUCCCCCUUCGACGCGGAUCUCCGCUCCUACCUGCCUCUGCCAGAUCUGCUGAAAGAGAAGGAGGCGGGGCUAGCGUCACACCUGCCGACCGUUACGUCACGAGCAGGCGGGUCCGAAGCAGGGGCCGGGCAUGCAGCGGAAGGGGUGGGAGUAAUAGGAGGCGCUACCGGCGCUGAUGGCGGACAAUCUUUGGAACAGCAUGAGUCGUCCUCUGAUGCAUCGUGCACGUCGUCGCAUCCCUCCCCCCAGCCCCCAGACCAGGACUAAACCACAACUCAACCAGGUCUUAAACCGGACUAACCUAGGACUUAGGUCCAAAUCAAGUCUGAACCUGGCAUAGACUAUGUGCAUCGACAAGUGACAACUCAAUACAAAGAAAGACUAUUCCACAUCAGUUCCAAUGACCAGAAUCUGAACUUGCGUUUUCACUAGAUUAGAUUUGAAUGUAUUACUAACCUACUAAACUGUGUCAUUUUGAUUUCAGUUAGAAAUCAGAAAAUCAGUCAGAAAAAUCUUUAAGUGGGACUAAAAACCUAAACUGCCCCCAAUCUCAUUUCAAGUAGAGCCUCCUAAUCGGACAGAACCUGGAGGUCGAGAGGGCAGAGUGAGGGGGUCGGAGGUGCAUGGUCUGGAAUUAUAAGGAACAGUGUAAUUGGUAUAACAGAUAUUCACAUUACAAUCUCCACUUUUGCACCCACGUAUUUGUAAUCAGAAACAUUGGGCUUUAUUCAAGACAGGCCUACGUGAUGUUACCAACUACUGGAAAUUGCUGUGGCCACUGAAGGCACACAAAUUUAACUAGUUUGCACAAAAAAUGCUAGGAAUAGUACAUAAUGCUAUUCGAACAACAUAUGCACAGUUUAGUGGCAAAAAUAGUGAAUUUAGUGUUUAGUUCCACUUAAAUUUAGUCAAAUAGUCUAGGCUCAAUAUCUGAACUAGUGAACUCUCAAAUGACGAUUGAUACUCUCUCCAAAUGUGUAUGUCUGGGCUGUGUGAAAAAUGGAACUAGUGUUUGUCACUCGUGAAAUGUUAAGUGCAAUGUACCAGACUUCUCUGCACUACUGAACAAGAAGUGACAUCACAGGUUCCAUUUUGUUCACAGUUUCCCUCUGUAAAUGUGCUUCUAAACACUCCUCUCUGAAAACCAAUAUCUGCUAUGCUAACCCCAGGCUGUAAACACAAGUCAAACUACAGAAAAGGAGCUUAUCAAACUUAAAGGUCCUAUAUUAUGCAUUUUUCAUUACUACUACUUGUAGAUGCAUUCAUUUUUGUCUUUCAUAUAAAGGAUGUAUCUAUAUGGAAAACCAGUGAAUGCAUAUGAUUUUUGUGUAUGCAAAAUACACAGCUACUGCAGGUUUCAUACCAGAUAUCCACUAGGUAACUUUAGCUAAACUGUGUAUUUGACGAUAAAGAGCUAUUUUAAAGCAUUUAUUGGCAUUUAUAGUAAGUUUAUAGAUUAUUUUAUGUGUAUAUAUAAUUAUUUAAGAGGGGGUAUUAUGCAACUCUUGCUGUCCACCAUGUUAUCUAUCAAUAUUGUUCUUAUCAAAAACAUACUUAUAGAUAUGGUUAGCAGGACGAGUACAAGGCUCCGCCCACAUGCCUGUCACCUAUACUCUUGCUCUGAAGGGGCAGUGAAGGGACGGAAGACUCAGAGCGUCAAAAAUGAAACUGAAACUUAUAAAACAUAUUAAUACGUUGUUUUUAGUGAAUUUUCAAAACAAUAAAAGGUAACAUAGUGAUCUAAGUAUGUUAAGUGUCCAUUAGUUCCCCAUAGAAGUGUAAUACCCUCUCUUUAACAUAUAUAACAACACUUUGCUCAAAGAAAGCAUACUUUUUAAUAGCCAUUAUUAAAUCUGGCAGCAGCAGCUCAUGGCUAGUAUCCAAGUUACAAAUCCCAAAAGUAUUUUUUGGGGUUUGUGUGUGGAUUAAAUCACAGUAUGUACUAAAUC